This is a messenger RNA of Strongylus vulgaris, 441 nucleotides long. Lineage: Eukaryota; Metazoa; Nematoda; Chromadorea; Rhabditida; Strongylidae. The record is from the annotation of a GenBank genome assembly.
CUGCAGAACAAAAUCAAUCGAAUACACGAGGAAUUGUCAAACUGUCUUUCUACACUUGAAAAAGGAAUUGAGGAUUAUGAGAAGAAGAAGAUAGCACAACUCAACGAAAUUUGUGUGCUUUCUGCUCAAAUCUCUGAACUCACUGAUCGUGUAGAGAAGGCGCGUCUGAGAGAAAAUGAAUUGGCUGAAAGAAUUGCAAGAUGGGUGGAGUAUUUAAAAGAACAGAAAGAAAAGAUGCUUUCACGUGACUCACGUCUUUGUGCAACAGGAACGCUAUCUGCAGCUAUAUCUGAAGAUAUUGAGUACAAUAUAAAUAUGCUUAUGGAAAUGAGACAAAGAGUUGAUGCGAAGCUUGCUGAAACUAAAAGUAGAAAGAGGGAGCAUAAGGCAUGUUAUUUGGAGUUGAUAAAACCAAGCAAAAAUAUUAAUGCAGUUCUUUAA